Molecule: messenger RNA, 1158 nt
Organism: Oncorhynchus tshawytscha (Chinook salmon)
Lineage: Eukaryota; Metazoa; Chordata; Actinopteri; Salmoniformes; Salmonidae
Product: alpha-N-acetylgalactosamine-specific lectin
Exons: 6
Coding region: 145-648 (167 amino acids)
Source: RefSeq, a predicted model, not a curated record
AAAAGGGCUAACAUUUGAAUUGAAAAGACACCUGUCCUUUCUGGUUGAAGAAACACUUCAAGGAAGACAUCAGUUUCUCUCUUCUGAAUUUGGAAGAACUGCAGUAGAAGGCCAAAAGACCACCACGAUCUUCGAUCCAUCAUCAUGGGAGUCGUAACUGUGUCUGUUCUUGCCUGUCUCCUCCUCACCCUUCUGGGAACUGGAGCCCUCCGCCACGAUCCUCAUUAUAUCUGUCCAAGUGGAUAUACUGGACCAGACAGUGCAAUACCCCAUUGCUACAGAAUGGUUCAUAAACAAAUGGGAUGGCAGCAAGCACUGGAUUACUGCAAGAGAGAUAGGGGCACCCUUGCUGCUGUCCACAGCGUUGAAGAAUACCAGCUUCUCCUUUCCAUGGUGAAGCAGACCCAGAGUAUCUCUGCUUACGCCUGGGUAGGACUGAAUGAUCUGGAUCAGGAAGGGAAUUAUGUGUGGACUGAUGGGUCAUCCGUGAAUUGGUUCUGGUCCGAAAGUGCCAAAGCUCAGCAGUGGGGAGAAGAAGACUGUGUGGCACUGAACUCUUAUGCAGGGGCUGAGGGCUUCGAUGACAUCAAGUGUGACAGUAGCUGUACCUUUGUCUGCAUGAGAAUUGCUACGGGUGGAGUAGCCUAAGAUGGCAGAGGAGUCCAACACCAUCCACACAGAGUGCGAGCGUAAAGGGAAUUCGCCAACAUACUCUGAUUUUAUUUUCUGCUAUCGCACGUAAAGUCCUUUGCGUUGAUUGAGGACCGAUUGAAUACUUGAUGACAAUAUGAUAAAAAGUGAUCUAAUGGCAAUUACACUAUUUUCGGUUGCCAUUGUCAAUUGUUAAAGUUAUUGUCAGGUUGAUUCUACAAUUGCAUUUUCUCUCAUGUUCUCUGUAUGUUACUAGCCUUAAGCUACCAACCAUCGAGGCACCCAAGGUUUAUCCACAAACAAAUGGUUCAAUCCCCUCACUAACUCAAAACCGACCAUUAUCUAAGAACACAAACAUGAUAAUGCUGAAUGUACAGGGGAAAUUAGUCUCAGCACAUUUUUAAUGGUUUGACUCUUAUAUGGAAUAUUGAAAGAAUUGUUGGAAUGUGCCAUCCUGAUUAUCCCUCAAUGCUUCAAUGCCUCUUUGAAUAAAACCUUUCAGCUUCA